This is a messenger RNA of Lampris incognitus (smalleye Pacific opah), 1398 nucleotides long. It is a transcript of the gene fnta, whose product is annotated as farnesyltransferase, CAAX box, alpha. The transcript is spliced from 10 exons. The record is from RefSeq and is a predicted model, not a curated record. Gene Ontology annotation, cellular component: CAAX-protein geranylgeranyltransferase complex; cytoplasm; protein farnesyltransferase complex. Gene Ontology annotation, biological process: protein farnesylation; protein geranylgeranylation. NCBI's taxonomy places the organism in Eukaryota, Metazoa, Chordata, Actinopteri, Lampriformes, Lampridae. The coding region runs from base 12 to 1118 and encodes 368 amino acids. Gene Ontology annotation, molecular function: protein farnesyltransferase activity; CAAX-protein geranylgeranyltransferase activity.
GCCAGUUCGCCAUGUCUGGACUUGAGGAGCCCUCGAGUGAAGCGGCAGAACGCAAAGAGGAGAACGAUUUAGACAUGGAGGUCGAGGGACAUUCCGGAGCGGACUACUCUAGCGACCCGUUCCGAUAUGUCUUCUACAGAGAUCGAAAAGAAUGGGAAGACGUAGAACCUGUCCCCCAAGACGAUGGACCGAAUCCUGUUGUGAAGAUCGCUUACUCUGAAAAGUUUACAGAUGUUUACGACUAUUUCCGUGCGUUGCUGAAGAAUGAUGAAAGAAGUGACCGAGCGUUUGCCUUGACGGCGGACGCCAUUGAGCUCAACGCUGCAAAUUAUACAGUAUGGCAGUACAGGCGUGUGUUACUGCAGGCCCUGGAGAAGGACCUGAGGGAGGAGAUGAUGUACAUUACUGCCAUCAUCGAGGAACAACCCAAGAACUACCAAGUCUGGCAUCACAGACGUAUGGUGGUAGAGUGGCUGAACGAUCCCUCCGAUGAACUGGAGUUCAUUGCAGACAUUCUAAGUCAAGAUGCAAAGAACUACCACGCCUGGCAGCACAGACAGUGGGUCAUCCAGGAAUACAACCUGUGGGACAAUGAACUGGAAUUUGUGGAAAAGCUCCUGGAAGAAGAUGUGAGGAACAACUCGGCAUGGAACCAGAGACAUUUUGUUAUCGUUCACACCACAGGCAACUCCGACCCGGCCGUACUGGAAAGAGAGGUUCAGUAUUGUCUCCGUCAGAUCCGGAAAGCUCCUCACAAUGAAAGCGCAUGGAACUAUUUGAAGGGGAUCCUGCAGGAUAAGGGCUUAUCGACACACCCAGGCUUACUGGACCAGGUUCUGGAGCUGAAGGAGACUCACUGCUCACCUUACCUCUUAGCGUUUCUCGUCGAUAGCUAUGAGGACGCCUUGGAGAACAGCAACCAGAAGGAAAUGUUAAGCAAGGCACUAGAGAUCUGUGAACUCCUGGCUCAGGAGAAGGACACCAUCCGUAGAGAGUACUGGCUGUUUCUUGCGCGAUCCUUGGAGAGCAAGUAUCGACCCGUUGCCUCUGGCGAACCCCUGGCCGACAGUCCAGAACAGGCUGCGACCCCGGCAUGUGGGAAGCAGGAGCUGAGCUAGGUCCUCAGGUUCCUCCAAGUUCUGCUGGUUUGCUUUCACUUGAUGCUCACCCCUGACCGGAACAGCUGGUGGCAGCUGAGGACCUGAUGGAGAACCGCAGGAUCUAUACAUAUGUAAUGGAACAUGUUACAGGCAGCCUUUAUGGAAUUCAAGAGUGGUCAAAUUGUAUUUAUAAUAUAUUCCCCUGCCCUCUCGGCUUGUGUUUGUUGUUGUUCACGUUGUCGGUCGUUGUUUAAACGCGCCACACAAACACUGUUGAUACAAUAAAGCACAGCUGAUG